Messenger RNA from Myotis daubentonii (Daubenton's bat), 1990 nucleotides. It is a transcript of the gene SLC35A2, whose product is annotated as solute carrier family 35 member A2. The record is from RefSeq and is a predicted model, not a curated record. Gene Ontology annotation, molecular function: pyrimidine nucleotide-sugar transmembrane transporter activity. Gene Ontology annotation, cellular component: Golgi membrane. Gene Ontology annotation, biological process: pyrimidine nucleotide-sugar transmembrane transport. Lineage: Eukaryota; Metazoa; Chordata; Mammalia; Chiroptera; Vespertilionidae.
UCUGGACCAGACUAAAGGAAAGCCACUGCUCUGGUCAGCCCUCCCCUCGUCCUAGCGUACCCUAGAGGCCCGGAAGCGGAAGUGACGGACACGGAAGUGGCCUGCUGUUGCCGAGGGGACGGGCCAGGCAGAUGCCAACAUGGCAGCGGUUGGGUCUGGCUCUUCCACCGCGGCGGCCGGGCCAGGAGUGGUCUCCGCGGGGGCCUUGGAGCCUGGUACCAUGAGUGCGGCUCACCGGCGCCUCAAAUACAUAUCCCUAGCCGUGCUGGUGGUUCAGAAUGCCUCCCUCAUCCUCAGCAUCCGCUACACCCGCACGCUGCCUGGCGACCGCUUCUUUGCCACUACUGCUGUGGUUAUGGCCGAGGUGCUCAAAGGUCUCACCUGCCUGCUGCUACUCUUCGCACAGAAGAGGGGUAACGUGAAGCAUCUGGUCCUCUUCCUCCACGAGGCUGUCCUGGUGCAGUAUGUGGACACAUUCAAGCUUGCAGUGCCCUCUCUCAUCUACACCUUGCAGAAUAACCUCCAGUAUGUUGCCAUCUCCAACCUACCAGCUGCCACUUUCCAGGUGACGUACCAGCUGAAGAUUCUGACCACAGCCCUGUUCUCCGUGCUCAUGCUGAACCGCAGCCUUUCCCGGCUGCAGUGGGCCUCCCUGCUGCUCCUCUUCACGGGUGUCGCCAUUGUCCAGGCACAGCAAGCCGGUGGUGGGGGCCCACGGCCACUGGAUCAGAACCCUGGGGUGGGCCUAACAGCUGUCGUGGCCUCCUGUCUCUCCUCGGGCUUCGCAGGUGUCUACUUUGAGAAGAUCCUCAAAGGCAGCUCAGGCUCCGUGUGGCUGCGCAACCUGCAGCUGGGCCUCUUUGGCACAGUGCUGGGCCUGGUGGGGCUCUGGUGGGCCGAGGGCGCCGCUGUGGCCCACCGCGGCUUCUUCUUCGGGUACACACCUGCUGUCUGGGGCGUGGUGCUCAACCAGGCGUUUGGCGGGCUACUGGUGGCUGUUGUUGUCAAGUACGCUGACAACAUCCUCAAGGGCUUUGCCACCUCCCUGUCCAUCGUGCUGUCCACUGUUGCCUCCAUCCGCCUCUUUGGCUUCCACGUGGACCCGUUGUUUGCCCUUGGUGCCGGGCUGGUCAUCGGCGCCGUCUACCUCUACAGCCUUCCCCGAAGUGCAGCCAAAGCCAUAGCUUCUACUUCCACCUCGGCCUCUGGGCCCUGCACUCACCAGCAGCCUCCUGGACAGCCACCACCACCACAGCUGUCUUCCCACCGUGGAGACCUCAACACGGAGCCCUUUCUGCCAAACUCCAGGCCUGCUCUCCUUCACCACCACGCUGGAUCAUGUUAGCAGCUCCUUUUGUGGCCUUCAGGCAGCUUCCCUGACACCGAGACCCCUGAAAGUCGGUCUCUUCUGGGAGAGGUCGAGGCGAGAGCUGCAAUUUUGCAUCAGCCGAUCCAGAAAUGGGGACUAUGUGGUUUUCAGUGGUUUGGGGAUUUGUGUAAUCAGAUAAUUGAUGAUCCAGGGUAUGGGAAAAGCAAGGAGGGAGGUCCCUGAAGUGGCUGAAUCACUGAAUCUAAGAAAUACUGUCAGUUGCCAGAUGCAGGGUUAUUUUCUGAGAGAAAAAAAUAAAGCUGCCAACCAUACUCUUUGCUACCCCACUGGCUGAAUGAGGCAUCCUUAAUUCAUGGGGGAGGGUGUGUGUGUGUGUCUUAAAGUUACUGAAAUAUGGAACUUGCCCCAUGCAUUCCUCAAAGCUUAUUAACCCCUUAACUGUCUCCCGGGUGUGUGUAAGUAUGUGUGUGUGGGGGGGGGCGGGGUGUCUGUGCCCGUGCGCAUGCUUGGGAGAUGCCUGGGCUGUCUUUGCUAUGUGUAAAUAGGGCCAUUGGACCUUUAUUUUUGAUUAACUUGUUCUGAUUUUUUUGUUUUUUAAGGAACUGUAAUGAACCAAUGUCAGGAUACCUAAUGCCAAAUAAAGAUGUUGUAUUUAUUUAG